AUGCAGAAGCUCUUUUCCUGGCCGAGUUAUAUACAAUGGUUCAUUGAUGUUUACAGACGUCGAACUGGACAGCUCACAGAUCGCGAAAUGGAGGCUAUACAUAUGCAGCAUCAAGGCGCUAGGACUCGCAGGGAUCCGUUGGAUGUUCGCGUCGAUUUAUCAGCUAAUCGUAACCCGUUGACACGCCCGUCAUCCCCUAAUACAGAACAUCACACCAAGACGAAUUUCCAACAGCAGUCUAGCCUCAUGAAGCUGCCUACAGAGAUACGGCUUCAGAUCUGGGCUGUUGUGCUAGGGGGACGUCGCUUCCACCUCGAGACGCCAUGGCCCAGACCACUUGGACAGCUUUGUUAUUUCGGGCACCUAAGUCAUAACGAGCAUUCUCUUCAAUGUCGCCCACGGAUGUCUAUCAAGAAAAGGAAUAUGGAGAAAAAUCUGUUCCUUCCCAUUCUCAUGUCCUGUAGGCAGAUAUAUGCAGAAGCUAUUCCCUAUCUCUACUCGGCAAAUGAGUUUGCCUUGGUGCACUCCAACGUAAUGGAGUAUCUGCCGCGUCUGCUCCUUCCACAGAGGAUAGAUACUAUUCGCUCACUAGCCUUUCAUUGGCUUCAUCCAAUGGAUCCGCUUCAGACGCUUCAGCAAGAGUCACAACAGACCGAUACCAGGUUCGUUGGGCUUCCGAGUACGUGGAAUGCAAUCUGGGGUAAUAUCUCGGCAAUGAAAGGUUUGCGUACGUUACAUGUCAUGCUUGAUGUAUUUGCAAAGCACUGGAUGAGUCUGAAUGAAGAUGUUGCUGCGAGAUUGAUGCAGCCGAUUAGGAAGGUGGUAAACCCCGCGGAUUUCAUUUUGAGUCUUCCAUUCCCUUCAAUGGUUGGUUCGGUGCCAAGCGCUAUCAGAUUUCGAUGGGCUGCUCCCGACGAUUGGCAAGGUCGUGAUCCUUGGGAGACCCUUCCUUGUACUAUCAGAAGGGUCUCGUCCUUUAGAGACUUUUAG
Molecule: messenger RNA, 990 nt
Organism: Glarea lozoyensis ATCC 20868
Lineage: Eukaryota; Fungi; Ascomycota; Leotiomycetes; Helotiales; Helotiaceae
Exons: 2
Coding region: 1-990 (329 amino acids)
Source: RefSeq, a predicted model, not a curated record